AUGCCAGGAAAAAUUUAUGUGCUUUUGCAAUGGGUGGAUAAACCGAAUGCAAUCACGAUUAUGGAGGAAACUGAAGAUGCGAAGAAAGCAAACGAGGGAGAAAUUAUUCAAAUAAAAUAUCCCAACAAAGGAGUCUUUAAAGCAAUUCUCCUUCACAGAAGUGAGUCAAAAAGUUUCUUAGAAAAACUCAGUAAAAAUGUCAAUAAAGACGGGACCAUCACGGAAAAGAAAAAAAAUACUUCAAAAAUCGAAAAAUUUAAAUCUCAAUCAGCGAAGGAGAAAGCCGAAUCAAAACUGAAAAAGAAAAUGAGAGCUCAAACUGCAUCAAAAUUAGAGGAUAAAAUUUCUGAAAUGCAUCCAAUUUGUGAAGAUAAACGUAAGAAAACCACUGAUUCGGCUGUUAAGAAUAUUCCCGUAAAUGAUUUCGACGAUAAUCAGAAAGACAAUGGAAUGAACAACGAAAAAAUUGAUGUCGUAACAGUGAAACGAAAUAAUUUAGAUUCAAGUGAUCUCGAACAUGUAAAAAUCCAUUCGACAUUGGACAAGGAAUCAGAAAAACCCUCAAAGUUUAACAACAAAAAUAAAAACUCAUCACGAAUUGAAGAUAAACGCAAGAAAACCACUGAUUCGACUAGUAAAGAUAUUUCUGUAACUGAUUCCGAUGAUAAUCACGAAGACAAUGGAAUAAGCAACAAAAAAAUUGAUAUCGUAACAAUGAACGAAGAUAAUUUGGAUGCAAGUGAACCUGAAAAUGUAGAAACCCAUUUGACAUUAGAAAAUGAAUCGGAAAAAUCCUCAAAGUUCAAUAAAACUAAAAAAUCAUCACGAAUUGGCGAUAAAAACCCCGAUCAAGCAGCUGAUCGUGUGAAUAAAACGAAAAAAAAACAGAUCUUGGAAUUGCCUUCAACAUCAAAGUUGCCUUCAAAAACACCCUCAACUUUGGAAUUGCCUUCAACAUCAAAGUUGCCUCCGAAAAUGAAUCAUCCUCCGAAAUCACCCUCAACUUUAGAAUUGACUUCAACUUCCAAAUCCUCUUUAAUUAACGAAUUGUCUUUAACUUCCGGUUUAUCGUUAUCUGACGAAUUCCCUUCAACUUCCGUUACACCAGAAUUUGUCAAUGGUCUAGAGAUCUUAUUAAAAUUUGCUAAAACAGUUGUAGACAAAAAUGUUGAAGUAAAUUCUCCUAUAAUGAAUAAUGUCAUAAAAAGAACGAAUAUGGUAGAGUUGUUCAAAGGAUCGAGUGUUUUAAUAAACGAAAAUAAAUUAUUUUUGAUGAAACGCUUCCGGAACAAUCCGAGAGAGUUGACUCGGCAACUUAUGUUGGAAUUGGUAGGAGCGAAAAGUUUAAAAACUAUGACAGCACUGGGGAAAAAAGGAAACGCAAUUCCCGAAAAUAUAAGGGUCGAUGUUUAUAAAUACGUACACGCAAGAAACAAACAUUUUACGGAAAUAGAAUAUAUUUCUGUUAUAAAUUAUCAGUGCGGGACAUUAAGAAAUCCCAAAACUGAGAAGAAAAAUAAAAAUGAGACGAAUGCGAAAGUAAAGAAAGUCACGAAAAAAACUAAGAAAAUUGAAAAGGAAAUGGAUGAGAAAGAAGUCGUAGAGGACAAUAAAGUCGAUCACAGUGAUGAGGGUAAUGAGGGAGAAGAUAGUCAGGAUGAAAAUAGUGAGAGAGAGGAUAGUCAGGAAUAUGAUAGUGAUAGAGAGGAUAGUCAGGAACAGGAUAGUGAGGAGGAAAAUGAGAAUGAUCACGAAGAGCCACUGGCCAAAAAAAGAAAACUGUAG
Leptopilina boulardi is the source of this 1785-nucleotide messenger RNA. Its product is annotated as glutamic acid-rich protein-like. The record is from RefSeq and is a predicted model, not a curated record. NCBI's taxonomy places the organism in Eukaryota, Metazoa, Arthropoda, Insecta, Hymenoptera, Figitidae. The transcript has 8 exons. Bases 1 to 1785 code for a protein of 594 amino acids.